This is a messenger RNA of Ananas comosus (pineapple), 1140 nucleotides long. RefSeq names its product single-stranded DNA-bindig protein WHY2, mitochondrial. Gene Ontology annotation, biological process: regulation of DNA-templated transcription; defense response. The record is from RefSeq and is a predicted model, not a curated record. Gene Ontology annotation, molecular function: single-stranded DNA binding. The transcript is spliced from 8 exons. The coding region runs from base 36 to 746 and encodes 236 amino acids. Lineage: Eukaryota; Viridiplantae; Streptophyta; Magnoliopsida; Poales; Bromeliaceae.
ACGUGCUUCUGCGCACCUCCAAACACCAAACCGAAAUGACGAAGCUCGCCCGCUUCCUCCCCUCCAGGAAUCUUCUACUUCGCUGUUCCUUUAAUAUAAAAGAUGCCUUCUGGAUAAAUUCUUUUAGUUCUCAUCGUGGUAUAUCAAGUUCUGCAGCGGAUUAUGUGACUGACGGGAGCUCCGGUAGAAGCUACGCAAACUACACCGUAUUUAAGGGAAAAGCUGCCCUUUCUAUGAGUCCAUUAUUACCGAAAUUCCGUAAACUGGAGUCUGGAGCUUCUAAAGUUGAGAAGAAUGGGGUUGUUUUGUUGACAUUUUGGCCUGCUAUUGGGCAGCGUAAGUAUGAUUGGCAAAAAAAGCAGAUCUUUGCUUUAUCACCUACUGAACUUGGAAGCUUGAUUAGCCUUGGACCUGCUGAACAUUGUGAGUUUUUACAUGAUCCUUCUAUGAAAUCAAGCCUUGAAGGUCAAGUGAAGAAAUCAUUAUCAAUCACCCCAUUGGGCAAUGACAGUGGUUAUUUCGUUAAUUUGUCUGUUGUGAAUACUGUCGAGAAGACAAAUGAACGUUUUUCUGUGCCCGUCACAAGGGCUGAAUUUACAGUGAUGCGCACAGCAUUUAGCUAUGUAUUGCCGCAUCUCAUGGGGUGGGACCAAGCUGUCAGGCCACGCCAAGCAAACACACCGGCGAGUCCUCUGAAGCAGCAGGUGGAGGAGCGUCCCAACCCUGAUUUUGAAUGGGGGAGGUGAAACAGGUAGUUGUUGGGGGUUCUUGUAGACAUUUAGAAACAGCUUUCUCUGGCCAUUGCGGGAAAAUUUAAACAAAAUGGCUUGAUUAAACUUGUUAGAGUAGUCGCUUUCCAAGUUCUAUUUGUUAUCUAUAUUUAGUGCCUUGUUGGACAAACAUGAAAUUUAAGAUGAUGGUUCCUAAUGCUGGUUUGAGAACAUGCUGGGCAGCAAAUACACCCAGAAUAUGUGCUAAAAGAUGUCUCCUCGUGUGGUGUCAUGGGUACACUUUGUUGUGGGCUUAAAGUGGAUUAUUCGAAUGACCAUCUCUGUAGCUGUCUUUUUCCUGAAUGUGCAUGUGGCCCCGGUUUCUGAUUGUACAUGACAUUGAUUAUAUCAAAUUCUGAGUUUGUUAUUU